CAACCGCCGAGCGUCGUGGCCCGAGCGCCCGUGUCCCUGAGUGUCCCAGCUCCCGGUUACCGGAGAGCCGGACAUUAGCGGAUUGCCCAAAGCCUUGGGAGGCCGGGCCGGGCCGGUGACCUUUCACCUAAAGGGAACGCUUCCGUCUCGGCGCCGCUUCCCCCGCCCCGGGGCUGCGCGCGUGGUGGGUGCAGGGCAGGGAGCUGCGGGGCGCAGGACCGGAGGGACCAUGUACCCCGGGGCUACGGGAUGACACCUCCUCCGGCUCAGGAUUCUGCUUGCAUGAGAGGACCAGCAUCCGCUGUGGCUGUUUCUCUGAGGGAAGGUGGCCUAGGGCUAUCUCAUGCACUGGGCACAUCAAAGCUUCCAGUAGCUCUUUUGUUAGGAGCACUGCCUGAGUUUCUGCAGACAACAUCUCAUGAUGUGCAGAUAUUGCCAGGCUGUCCCCUACCCCUGAGUUAAGCAGGUCAGCCAAAGCUGGAAAGGACAAGCAAAAGAGACUUGAAGUUAAAUCCGUUUAGGGCUUUUUUUUCCACCGCUUGGAAGUUGUUAGUGUGUCUUAGACUUCAAGGAAGGGGUUGUUCUUUGUUUUUAAAACAGUGUCUGCUUGUUUACCGGGUUGAGUAAUUGUCUCUAAACUUUACGUGUCUACUUUGGUAAAUUUGGAAAGAGAUUAUUGAUCUGUUCUAAUCAAACAGCAAACAUGAAAAAGGAAAUCGUUUGGGGAGGGUGUCUUGGGAGUUGUAGUUUGGUGGGACAGAAAUGCAAGUACAUUAGAGAAGAUUCCAGGAAGGGAAGAAAAAGUGGGAGUUUAUUGUGGACCAUUUAACAUUGAGAAAGAACAGAAAGCCUGGAUGACCUGCAGGAAGGAGCCAGGCUGGUGACACAUGCCUGUAAUCCCAGUACUCAGGAGGCUAAAGCAAAGCAGGAAAGGUCACCUGGAGUUCUUGUGGAGACUGGCUUGGAAAUCAUGUAUCCAAACCCCAGAAGAUGUAUAGAAGAUAAAGGAAAGGUCUUACGUCCUUUGUAUCAACAUGGCCAGUAACCUUUUGGUGUGCAUCUUGAACCUUUGGAUACAGUAUAUUUUGACCAUUCGAUCAUGGCGACCAUAGAAGAAAUUGCACAUCAAAUUAUCGACCAACAGAUGGGUGAGAUUGUUACAGAGCAGCAGACUGGACAGAAAAUCCAGAUCGUGACAGCACUUGACCACAGCACACAGGGCAAGCAGUUCAUUCUGGCAAACCACGAGGGAUCCACGCCAGGGAAAGUCUUCCUCACAACUCCAGACGCCGCAGGUGUCAACCAGUUGUUUUUUACCAGUCCUGAUCUGUCCGCACCGCACCUCCAGCUCUUAACAGAAAAGUCUCCUGACCAGGGACCAAAUAAGGUUUUUGAUCUUUGUGUCGUGUGUGGAGACAAAGCAUCAGGGCGUCAUUACGGAGCAAUAACUUGUGAAGGCUGCAAAGGAUUCUUUAAAAGAAGCAUCCGGAAAAACCUAGUCUAUUCCUGUCGAGGAUCCAAAGACUGCGUUAUCAAUAAGCACCACCGAAACCGCUGCCAGUACUGCAGGCUGCAGAGGUGCAUUGCCUUCGGGAUGAAGCAAGACUCUGUUCAGUGUGAAAGAAAACCCAUUGAAGUUUCCCGAGAAAAAUCUUCCAACUGUGCAGCUUCAACAGAAAAAAUCUACAUCCGCAAAGACCUCCGAAGCCCUCUAGCCGCAACGCCAACCUUUGUAACAGACAGCGAGACUGCCAGGUCAGCUGGACUGUUGGAUUCAGGAAUGUUUGUGAAUAUUCAUCCGUCUGGAAUAAAAACAGAGCCAGCUAUGCUAAUGGCACCAGAUAAGGCUGAAUCGUGUCAGGGAGACUUAAGCACAUUGGCCAGUGUGGUCACAUCAUUAGCGAAUCUCGGCAAAGCUAAAGACCUUUCUCACUGCGGUGGGGAUAUGCCUGUGGUGCAGAGCUUACGCAAUGGGGAUACAUCCUUCGGUGCUUUUCAUCAUGAUAUUCAGACCAAUGGGGAUGUUUCAAGGGCAUUUGACACUCUUGCAAAAGCACUGACUCCCGGCGAAAGCUCCGCCUGCCAGAGCCCAGAAGAGGGCAUGGAGGGAAGCCCGCAUCUAAUCGCUGGAGAGCCAAGCUUCGUGGAGAAGGAGGGGCCGCUGCUGAGCGAGUCGCACGUAGCUUUCAGGCUCACCAUGCCUUCUCCUAUGCCCGAGUACCUGAAUGUGCACUACAUUGGGGAGUCGGCCUCCAGACUGCUGUUCUUAUCGAUGCACUGGGCACUUUCCAUACCUUCUUUCCAGGCGCUAGGGCAGGAGAACAGCAUAUCACUGGUAAAAGCGUAUUGGAAUGAGCUUUUUACCCUUGGUCUUGCCCAGUGCUGGCAAGUGAUGAACGUGGCAACUAUAUUAGCAACGUUUGUCAACUGUCUUCACAGUAGCCUUCAGCAAGAUAAAAUGUCCCCGGAAAGGAGGAAGUCGUUGAUGGAGCACAUCUUCAAGCUACAGGAGUUCUGCAACAGCAUGGUUAAGCUCUGCAUCGAUGGGCAUGAGUACGCCUACCUCAAGGCCAUCGUCCUCUUCAGUCCCGAUCACCCAGGCCUGGAGAACAUGGAGCUAAUUGAGAGAUUUCAGGAAAAGGCUUAUGUGGAAUUCCAAGAUUAUAUCACCAGGACAUAUCCAGAUGACACCUACAGGCUGUCGCGAUUACUUCUCAGACUGCCCGCCUUGCGGCUGAUGAACGCUACCAUUACUGAGGAGUUGUUCUUCAAAGGUCUCAUUGGCAACGUACGGAUCGACAGUGUUAUCCCACACAUUUUAAAAAUGGAGCCUGCAGAUUACAACUCUCAAAUAAUUGGUCACAGCCUUUGAGAGCUGAGGUCACCCCGCUAUGAACUAAGUUUACUGUUCCUUCUCGGGACACAAGAAACCAAAUGGAGCUGUUGCUUCCAGGGAGUCUGCGAAUAGUAACUGUAAGAGUAACCAAAAUUGAAAGUAUUUUUCUUUUGGAUUCCUUAAGAAGAAAUCAAGCGACCAGGCAGGGGUCAGGAAAUAUACUACCCUGUCUGUCCUCUAGGGAUGAUUUAAAAAGGUACUGGGCUGCUCUUGGUGAGGAUGACACCUAAGACUGUCUCCUCCUGACCAUCUACACUAAGCUUUCUCAUUCUAUUUUAUAAAACAAAUAAACUAGUCUUUUCCCCCCUGAAUUGCGUUCUCUUCCUGUUUAAUUCCAUUGAGCCAGAACAUUAAUAAUUAAACACCUAAGCAGGGACUUCUUACAUCUUACUUAUCCAUAAUCAUUUUAGUUACCAGGUCAAAGGUUAUCUUAUGCUCACUUAUAUAAUGAUAAUAUCAGAGCUAUAGGAAGUAAGAAAUGAAUAUAUAUAUACAUAUAUAUAUAUAUAUGUAUAUGCUUUUAUAAACAUCAAGCAUAUAACACUCUCGUUGCUGGCAAUGAGACACAAGCCAUUUGUAUUUUCUUUCAUAGUGUAGUAGAUUAUUAGUUAUAAGCACUUUUAUUCAUUGCGGUAGAAAAUUAGUCUUGAGAAUAAGAUGGGGAUCCUGUUUUAAAUUUGGGGGUUUACUGUGUUUUAAACAUAGUACAGACUGCCCCCAGGAUGUAUUAGUAUUUUAGAAUGGAUACUAAAGUAGUUGCUUUUUUCAUUCCACAGAAAGCAUCUAUCCUCUUCUCAGACGGGGGUUCAGCUUUUUCACCCUGCCCUGGCCUUUAGCCGUUUUUAUUGGGUCCUUUUUAAAAAAACUCACCCAGUUUGCUAAGUAAUGCAAUUAUCAAAGCCAAUAUGGUUCCAAGGUGAGUUAAAUAAUUCAAGCAAUUGAUAAUUCAUAAAGGCAAAAGACUCUGCACUGAUUCUUUUCCCUGCAGAGCCGAGGAAGGCUGCUCUAACAACCUCAAGUUUCAUUAUUUGCUACAACCAAAGCAUUUUAGACUCCUCAGUCUUCCACACCAAUAUGACAGGCAUCAGUCGCUCUUUGUACUGAUUUUAUAAUGGAUUCCUUUAGUAAAUCUGUUCAUCUAUUUGUUGAUCUUCUCCCCCCAUCUCUCCUCUUCCCUUUCUUCUUUCUCCCUCUCCCUCUCUCCGUCCUUCUUUUCCACAUCUCUGUUUUGUUUUCUUGAGACAGGAUCUUGCUACCCAGCCCAAGCUGAACUCAAGUUUGCCGUUAUCUUCCUGCCUCCCACUCCCCGUUGCUGGGAUUAUAGACAUGCACCACACGCUGGUAUUUAUUUUUCAAACACAGAGAUUUUAUUGCAGUUAGAUUACAUUCUUUAUUAUUAAUAAAAAGUUUUGCUGAAUUUUUCUAUGGGGGGUGGUGGAUUUUACUACUAACAGUAGUAACAAAAAGUUUAAAAGUGUAGUCUUGCAAAUGUUACCAACUUACUAGGAGGGCUUUAUUUCCUGUUUCAUCCUGUCAACAGUUCUAUUUAUAAGAAGCUGCCAGGGAAUAGUGCAUAGAGCAUAAAAUGCUCACGCAGAAAGUCUCAGUAGGGCAUGUGUAACCUGCAUCCCAGCACAUCUGUAGAUGACGAUGUCAUAUCACAGUGUCAAAAUGUUGGCUCCUUUGAUACCUUUAUCAUCUCAAGAUAAUAAGCCAAGGAUUCACCAAAAAAAAAAAAGUGUCCUAAUGGUUAUUUCUUUGAGAUAUUUUUCCUGAUGAAAUUUGUAGUUACAUUGGGAAGUCUUUUUAAAACUGUAUUAAAAUGUGACUUGCAUUACAAA
Mus musculus (house mouse) is the source of this 4737-nucleotide messenger RNA. It is a transcript of the gene Nr2c1, whose product is annotated as nuclear receptor subfamily 2, group C, member 1. Gene Ontology annotation, molecular function: DNA-binding transcription factor activity; sequence-specific double-stranded DNA binding; zinc ion binding. The record is from RefSeq and is a predicted model, not a curated record. Lineage: Eukaryota; Metazoa; Chordata; Mammalia; Rodentia; Muridae. The coding region runs from base 1100 to 2872 and encodes 590 amino acids. The transcript has 14 exons. Gene Ontology annotation, biological process: negative regulation of transcription by RNA polymerase II; regulation of DNA-templated transcription; intracellular receptor signaling pathway. Gene Ontology annotation, cellular component: PML body; nucleoplasm; nucleus.